AUGGAACGUUAGAUAAGGGCCUUAUUAAGGCAGCUACUGUAACUAGCUUCUAAACAUAUUUUGAUAAUACAACAUUACUGGUAAAAUGCUAAUAAUACAAUGAUUGAUUAGUAAAGACAUAAAAGUACAGUACAUCGCCUCUCACCUUUUCAUGAAUAUCAAACAAGUAGUCUAAUUUUACAGGCAGCCUGCCCUGCACUUGCUUGCUGUCUUCAGAGUUUAAACUCAAAACUGGUUUUCAAACUCAUUGUUGUUGUAACCAUUUGACUCAUAUUAGUUUUAUUUGCACGAAAUCCUGGUAGAGCAUAGGGGACGUUAGGCCUUCUGAUGUUCAUGUGAAUUUCCUUAAUUUUUUGGCUUUAGACCAGCCUAACUUCUCACUUAAAACAUAGUUUUUGCUUUUAAUAUACUGUUAUUAUUCCAUCCUCUUUAUGUAUAUACAGUUGGAGUCAGAAGUUUACAUACACUUAGGUUGGAGUCAUUAAACCUCGUUUUUCAACCACUCCACAAAUUUCUUGUUAACAAACUAUAGUUUUGGCAAGUCGGUUAGGACAUCUACUUUGUACAUGACACAAGUAAUUUUUCCAACAAUUGUUUACAGACAGAUUAUUUCAGUUAUAAUUCACUGUAUCACAAUUCCAGUGGGUCAGAAGUUUGCAUACACUAAGUUGACUGUGCCUUUAAACAGCUUGGAAAAUUCCAGAAAAUGAUGUCAUGGCUUUAGAAGCUUCUGAUAGGCUAAUUGACAUCAUGAGUCAAUUGGAGGUGUACCUGUGGAUGUAUUUCAAGGCCUACCUUCAAACUCAGUGCCUCUUUGCUUGACAUCAUGGAAAAUCUAAAAAAUCCAGCAAGUCUGUAGUCCUUCAAAGUCUUCCCUUGGAGCAAUUCCAAAGCCUGAAGGUACCACGUUCAUCUGUACAAACAAUAGUACGCAACUUUAAACACCAUGGGACCACGCAGCCUGUCAUACGCUCAGAAAGGAGACGCGUUCUGUCUCCUAGAGAUGAACUUACUUUGGUGCGAAAAGUGCAAAUCAAUCCCAGAACAACGCAAAGGACCUUGUGAAGAUGCUGGAGGAAACGGGUACAAAAGUAUCUAUAUCCACAGUAAAAAUGAUCCUUAUCGCAUAACCUGAGACAGCCGCUAACCGAAGCCACUGGCCGCAAAACCGCAAGGAUCGAACCCUGCUCCAAAUACCGCCAUAAAAAGCCAGACAGUAAAGAGACGGUACUCGGUUGCAACUGCACUGGGGACAAAGAUCGUACUUUUUGGAGAAAUGUCCUCUGGUCUGAUGAAACAAAAAUAGAACUGUUUGGCCAUAAUGACCAUCGUUAUGUUUGGAGGAAAAAGGGGUUGCUUGCAAGCCGAAGAACACCAUCCCAACCGUGAAGCACGGGGGUGGCAGCAUCAUGCUGUGGGGGUGCUUUGCUGCAGGAGGGACUGGUGCACUUCACAAAAUAGAUGGCAUCAUGAGGAAGGAAAAUUAUGUGGAUAUAUUGAAGCAACAUCUCAAGACAUCAGUCAGGAAGUUAAAGCUUGGUCGCAAAUGGGUCUUCCAAAUGGACAAUGACCCCAAGCAUACUUCCAAAGUUGUGGCAAAAUGGCUAAAGGACAACAAAGUCAAGGUAUUGGAGUGGCCAUCACAAAGCCCUGACCUCAAUCCUAUAGAAAAUGUGUGGGCAGAACUGAAAAAGCGUGUGCGAUCAAGGAGGCCUACAAACCUGACUCAGUUACACCAGCUCUGUCAGGAGGAAUGGGCCAAAAUCCACCCAACUUAUUGUGGGAAGCUUGAGGAAGGCUACCCAAAACGUUUGACGCAAGUUAAACAACUUAAAGGCAAUGCUACCAAAUACUAAUUGAGUGUAUGUAAACUUCUGACCCACUGGGAAUGUGAUGAAAGAAAUAAAAGCUUAAAUAAAUCAUUCUCUCUACUAUUAUUCUGACAUUUCACAUUCUUAAAAUAAAGUGGUGAUCCUAACUGACCUAAGACAGGGAAUUUUUACUAGGAUUAAAUGUCAGGAAUUGUGGAAAAACUGAGUUUAAAUGUAUUUGGCUAAGGUGUAUGUAAAUGUCCGACCUCAACUGUAUCUAUUUCCAUGUAGGCAGCUGAGAUGCUCUCUGAAGGUGAGCUGAAGGACUUUGCCCAGGGCCAGUCCCUGUACCGUGUUCUCCAGCCCUGGUGGGAUGUCUUCAGCCACUAUCUCUCCAUCAUGAUGUUCUCAAUCGGAACCCUCGGAGGAACCCUGCAGGCAAGGAAUUUUACCAGAAAAUGUUUCAUUUGUGUUUUAAUGCAAUUUUCUUCACCCAAGCUCUUUAUUACUUUCAAUGUAAUUCCAUCUGGCUCCCAGUGUAUACGGCUUUAGUUCCAGGUUAUGAAGUUUCUGAUGCUUCCUUCUGUUUAAAUUCCCUUUGCCUGCAGGUCACCCUCCGCAAGAUCGUCUGCGUCCCCUGUCAGAUGACAUCAGAUGACUUCUGUGGGGGUUUUAACCGUAGAGGCACUACAUCAGGGAAUGCCACUAAUGAAGCCAGCUUCCCUCUCCUACCCAAGAGUCUUUACAAGCUGGACCUUCAGCAGUAUGCUUACGUUGACGCCGUGUGCUACGAACAACAACUCCACUGGUUCGCCAAGUUCUUCCCCUACGUUGUGAUGUUAGAGACUCUGGCUCUUGUGAUUAUAAGCAACUUGUGGUUCAAGUACCCUAGGACCAGCUCCAGACUCAUGCACUUUGUCUCCAUUCUACACAAAUGCUGCGACUCUCCCUGGACCACCCGGGCCUUGUCAGAGACGGUGGCAGAGCAGGGUGGGGCCCAGCCCUCAAUGAGCGUGUGUAGUCCCGAUCCUCAGGCAUCUUCAACAUCAGACUAUAGCAGCAGGAGGCUGAUGGGCACAGAGUUUCUUAGUGUUCUAGACAAAAAGGAAGGUGAGCAGGCCAAAGCUAUCUUUGAGAAGGUGAAGAAACUGAAAGUACACGUGGAGGACAAAGACAUCAUUUAUCACUUGUAUAUGAGGCAGAUAGUCACCAAGAUUGUGUUUCUGCUGUUCACCUUGGCCUAUAUCCCUUAUGCAGCCUCACACAUCCUGUUUGACGUUGACUGUGUGGUGGAUUCCCAAGCGCUGAUGCCGUUUCAGCCCUUUCGCUGCGUUCACUCGUUGGCCACCUUUUUCUGGCUCCUCUCUUUGGUUUACACGGUACUGAUGGUCAUGUACAGCUUGACCUGCUUCUACAGCUUCUGGUGGAUGAUGAGAAACUCUCUCAGGGAGUACUCCUUUGACCCGGUGAGGGAGGAGAGCAGCUUCAGCGACAUCCCCGAUGUCAAGAAUGACUUUGCCUUCAUCCUCCACCUCCUGGACCAGUAUAACCCUCUGUUCUCUAAACGCUUUGCAGUCUUCCUCUCGGAGGUCAGUGAGAAGAAACUGAGGCAGCUCAACCUGAACUACAUGUGGCCUUUGGAGAAGCUGACCCAGAAGGUGGUGCGUAACGCUCAGGACCAGAUAGAGCUCCAUCUCAUGCUCCUCAGCGGCAUCCCAGAGGCUGUGUUCGAUAUCAGGGAGCUGGAGGUGCUCAAGCUGCAGAUGAUCCCGGACGCUAGGCUCACGCAGAAGCUUACGCAGCUUGGGAACCUGCGAGAGAUCUGGCUGGAUCAUUCUCCUGCCACUGUAGACCUCAUGGCUCUGGGGUUUCUCUCUGAGAACCUGAGGAUCCUGAGGAUGAAGUUCACAGAGGUGGAACAGGCUCCCUGGUGGGUUUUCAGUUUGCGGAACCUGACUGAGCUCUAUCUGUAUGGGAAUAUGUUCAAUCAGGACAACACGACGUUCGUCAACGGCCUACCCAAGCUCAAGAAUCUGAAGGUGUUAUUCAUCAAGUGCAGCAUCACCGCGAUGCCGAAAGUGAUUACCAACUCAAUACCCUCGAUACAGAAGCUUUUCGUCGACAAUGAAGGCACCCAACUCUCAGUCCUGCAGAGUCUGAAGACGAUGUCACAGCUCACCUGCUUGGAGCUACUGAACUGUGAUCUCCAGCGGAUACCAAGUCAUAUCUUCAGCCUGAAGAACCUGCAAGAAAUAGACCUCAAAGGGAACAACCUCAAAACCAUUGAGGAGAUCAUCAGUUUCCAGCACCUUCCCAAGCUCUCUACCCUGAAGCUGAAGUACAACAGUAUCGCUUACAUCCCAGUCCACGUCGGAGUGCUGGGGAACCUGGAGCAACUCCACCUUGGUCAUAACCUCAUCAGCCGCGUGCCCGCGCAGCUGUUUCUGUGCAGCAGACUCUAUGUGCUAGACCUCAGUCACAACAAGCUGUCUGCCAUUCCCACUGAAAUACAGGACCUGAAGAGACUGCAGCUCCUCAAUGUGUCCAGCAAUAAUGUACGUAUAUUAUAUCUGAUUUAUGAUUACUCAUUUAAUAAUGUGUUCAUUCAUUAAUCACGUUUUUGGGAACUUUCUUUUUAUACAGACAUGUGGACAUCAUUGUAAUUGUGUAGGCUAUUUUAUUGUGUUAACCUAACCCACAAUCCUAAAGGAUUUAUAAAGCAAGUGUAAAAACGGAGCGUUAAAUCAUUGUAUUGAGAGAAUGUAGUAUUAUAUAAGUUACCUUUUUUUUUUAUUAAGAGAGAGAGCCAUCAGAACGACAGGCUGAAUUGCAACUUUUAUAAUCAGAAUCUAUUUGUUUUUCUCUCUUUGACCUUAGAUUGACCAUCUCCCAGAAGGCCUGUUCCAGUGUAAGACCCUGCAGUCCCUGCUGCUAGGCCACAACAACCUGUCAGUGGUCCCCCACCAGGUUAGUGAGCGGGGGGUCAAUUUCCAUUUCAAUUCAGGAAGUCAACUGAAAUUCAAAAUUUUCCUCAAUGGUUUUCUAUGGGAAUGAUGUAGGCCCGAUACAUGGUUGGACAGUGGGCUGCUGGCACUGUGAAUAAUUAUGUAUGCAUUAAUUAUUAUAAUUCCAGUGUUUUCCGUAUUGCGUGUAUUACAGUGUAUUGUUUUUGUGUAUUUGUAUGCUGAUUUCACAAAAUGAAUUUCCAUGUACAGUACCAGUCAAAAGUUUGGACACACCUACUCAUUCCAGGGUUUUUCUUUAUUUUUUACUAUUUUCUACAUUGUAGAAUAAUAGUGAAGACAUCAAAACUAUGAAAUAACACAUAUGGAAUCAUGUAGUAACCAAAAAAGUGUUAAACAAAUCAAAAUAUUUUAUAUUUGAGAUUCUUCAAAUAGCCACCCUUUGCCUUGAUAACAGCUUUGCACACUCUUGGCAUUCUCUCAUCGAGCUUCAUGAGGUUGUCACCUGGAAUGCAUUUCAAUUAACAGGUGUGCCUUCUUAAAAGUUAAUUUGUUAAUGCGUUUGAGCCAAUCAGUUGUGUUGUGAAAAGGUAGGGGGGGGUAUACAGAAGAUAGCCCUAUUUGGUAAAAUACCAAGUCCAUAAUAUGGCAAGAACAGCUCAAAUAAGCAAAGAGAAACGACAGUCCAUCAUUACUUUAAGACAUGAAGGUCAGUCAAUAGGGAACAUUUCAAGAACUUUGAAAGUUUCUUCAAGUGCAGUCGCAAAAACCAUCAAGCGCUAUGAUGAAACUGUCUCUCAUGAGGACCGCCACAGGAAUGGAAGACCCAGAGUUACCUCUGCUGCAGAGGAUAAGUUCAUUAGCGUUACCAGCCUCAGAUUUUACAUCUCAACAUCAACUGUUCAGAGGAGACUGUGAUCAGGGCCUUCAUGGUCAAAUUGCUACAAAGAAACCACUACUAAAGGACACCAAUAAUAAGAAGAGACUUGCUUGGGCCAAGAAACACGAACAAUGGACAUUAGACUGGUGGAAAUUUGUCCUUUGGUCUGGAGUCCUAAUUUGAGAUUUUUGUUUCCAACCGCCAUGUCUUUGUGAGACGCAGUGUGGGUGAACGGAUGAUCUCCACGUGUAUUUCCCACCGUAAAGCAUGGAGGAGGAGGUGUUAUGGUGUGGGGGUGCUGUGCUGGUGACACUGUCUGUGAUUUAUUUAGAAUUCAAGGCACACUUAACCAGCAUGGCUACCACAGCAUUCUGCAGCGAUACGCCAUCCCAUCUGGUUUGGGCUUAGUGGGACUAUCAUUUGUUUUUCAACAGGACAAUGACCCAACACACCUCCAGGCUGUGUAAGGGCUAUUUUACCAAGAAGGAGAGUGAUGGAGUGCUGCAUCAGAUGACCUGGCCUCCACAAUCCCCCGACCUCAACCAAAUUGAGACGGUUUGGGAUGAGUCGGACCGCAGAGUGAAGGAAAAGCAGCCAACAAGUUCUCAGCAUAUGUGGGAACUCCUUCAAGACUGUUGGAAAAGCAUUCCAGGUGAAGCUGGUUGAGAGAAUGCCAAGCUUGUGCAAAGUUGUCAUCAAGGCAAAGGGUGGCUAUUUGAAGAAUCUCAAAUCUAAAAUAUACACUGCCGUUCAAAAGUUUGGGGUCACUUAGAAAUGUCCUUGUUUUCGAAAGAAAAGCAAUGUUUUUGUCCAUUAAAAUAACAUAAAAUUGAUCAGAAAUACAGUGUAGACAUUGUUAAUGUUGUAAAUGGCUAUUGUAGCUGGAAACGGCUGAUUUUUAAUGGAAUAUCUACAUAGGCAUACAGAGGCCCAUUAUCAGCAACCAUCAGUCCUGUGUUCCAAUGGCACGUUGUGUUUGCUAAUCCAAGUUUAUCAUUUUAAAAGGCUAAUUGUUCAUUAGAAAACCCUUUUGCAAUUAUGUUAGCACAGCUGAAAACUAUUGUGCUGAUUAAAGAAGCAAUAAAACUGGCCUUCUUGAGACUAGUUGAGUAUCUGGAGCAUCAGCAAUUGUGGGUUCGAUUACAGGCUCAAAAUGGCCAGACACAAAUAACUUUCUUCUGAAACUCGUCAGUCUAUUCUUGUUCUGAGAAAUGAAGGCUAUUCCAUGCGAGAAAUUGCCAAGAAACUGAAGAUCUCGUACAACUCUGUGUACUACUCCCUUCACAGAACAGCGCAAACUGGCGCUAACCAGAAUAGAAAGAGGAGUGGGAGGCCCCGGUGCACAACUGAGCAAGAGGACAAAUACAUUAGUGUAGUUUGAGAAACAGUUGGAGAAACAGACGCCUCACAGGUCCUCAACUGGCAGCUUCAUUAAAUAGUACCCGCAAAACACCAGUCUCAACGUCAACAGUGAAGAGGCAACUCCGGGAUGCUGACCUUCUAGGCAGAGUUGCAAAGAAAAAGCCAUAUCUCAGACUGCCCAUCUUAAUCUUUUAUUUUUAUUGGCCAGUCUGAGAUAUGGCUUUUUCUUUGCAACUCUGCCUAGAAGGUCAGCAUCCUGGAGUCGCCUCUUCACUUUUGACGUUGAGACUGGUGUUCAGUUUCUUGGCAAUUUCUUGCAUAGAAUAGCCUUCAUUUCUCAGAACAAGAAUAUACUGACGAGUUUCAGAAUAAAGUUAUUUGUUUCUGGCCAUUUUGAGCCUGUAAUCGAACCCACAAUUGCUGAUGCUCCAGAUACUCAACUAGUCUCAAGAAGGCCAGUUUUAUUGCUUCUUUAAUCAGCACAACAGUUUUCAGCCGUGCUAACAUAAUUGCAAAAGGGUUUUCUAAUGAACAAUUAGCCUUUUAAAAUGAUAAACUUGGAUUAGCAAACACAACGUGCCAUUGGAACACAGGACUGAUGGUUGCUGAUAAUGGGCCUCUGUACGCCUAUGUAGAUAUUCCAUUAAAAAUCAGCAGUUUCCAGCUACAAUAGCCAUUUACAACAUUAACAAUGUCUGCACUGUAUUUCUGAUCAAUUUGAUGUUAUUUUAAUGGACAAAUAAAUUGCAUUUCUUUAGAAAACAAGGACAUUUCUAAGUGACCCCAAACUUUUGAACGGUAGUGUAUAUGUUACCAGACUGAACCGUAUGAACUCCAUGGAUGGCUACAUGUAUUUUACCAGACUGUGAACCUUAUUCCCCAUUGGCUUCAUGCCACACCAUUAUUUUGAUUUGUUUAACACUCUUUUGGUUACUACAUGAUUCAAUAUGUGUUAUUUCAUAGUUUUGAUGUCUUCACUAUUAUUCUACAAUGUAGAAAAUUAGUUUUUAAAAAAUAAAGAAAAACCCUUGAAUGAGUAGGUGUGUCCAAACUUUUGACUGGUACUGUACAUGGACAAUAAAGAAUAUCGUAUCAUAUCAUAUCAUAUCAUAUCAUAUCAUAUCAUAUCGUUCCUGAAUUGAAUAGCCUUAGUGCCAGUCUGUUUGUGCUACCAUGUCAACACCUUGUCACUCAUUCCAGUGCAAAGGAGUUGACACGAUAACACGAACAAUUCUGGGAUAAGGCUACUGAAGUGAAAUGGAAUUGACCUCAACCGUGCAGGUGAGUGAGCUGACCAACCUGGUGGUGUUGGACCUGAGGGGGAACCAGCUGGAGAGCCUUCCUGCGGAGCUGGAGGAGUGCCACAGCCUGAUGCCCAGUGGACUGCUGGUAGAGGAGGGGCUGCUCAACUCUCUGCCGCCCAGCGUCAAGGAGGGCUUCCAGAGGCUUGAUAAGGAGUACCUGGGGAAAAUGGAGGCUGAAGGAGUGGGGAAUGCUCUCAACUGUAACCCCAUUAUCUGUAAUAAAGCAGGACAUGGAGAUACGGCCUGCGGCCUCAUAUACUCCAUGUGA
This is a messenger RNA of Coregonus sp. 'balchen', 8588 nucleotides long. Lineage: Eukaryota; Metazoa; Chordata; Actinopteri; Salmoniformes; Salmonidae. The record is from the annotation of a GenBank genome assembly.